GCCGGAGCCGCCGCGGAGCCGCCAGCGCCUCCCCGCCGCCGCCUCUCCGCGCCCGACCCGCCGGCGAGAUGCUGUCGUGCCGCCUCCAGUGCGCCCUGGCCCUGCUCUCCCUCGCCCUGGCCCUCGGCACCGUCUCGGCCGCCCCCUCGGACCCCCGGCUCCGGCAGUUCCUGCAGAAGUCCCUGGCUGCCGCGGCCGGGAAGCAGGAACUGGCCAAGUACUUUUUGGCAGAACUGCUCUCAGAACCAAGCCAGACAGAAAAUGAAGCCCUGGAGUCUGAGGACUUGUCCCGAGGGGCUGAGCAGGAUGAAGUGAGACUGGAGCUGGAACGUUCGGCGAACUCAAACCCUGCUUUGGCACCCCGGGAACGCAAAGCGGGCUGCAAAAACUUCUUCUGGAAAACGUUCACAUCCUGUUAGCUUUUGAAACCCACCUUUCCUCCUCAUCCAUCCCUGCCUUCUUCCUAGUCCCCAACCCUGAGCAGAACCUUCACCAUAAAAGGCGAAGACUGUAAAUACACGAUCCACAACAAUGGUGAAAUUAAACAAGGAAAAUUUGAGUUUGAUUUCAAGUUGUUUUAAUAAAACUUUCUGUUCCAAUUGUACACGAUGUGCUUGAGUUGUGAUUUCUGACUAGUUCUUUAAUGACAUGCACCCUGCAACUCUCUCAGAUGUACUAUUUUUAAUUCUUUGUUGCAAUAAAGUUUAUGUUUCAAAUGGU
Molecule: messenger RNA, 720 nt
Organism: Dromaius novaehollandiae (emu)
Lineage: Eukaryota; Metazoa; Chordata; Aves; Casuariiformes; Dromaiidae
Gene: SST
Product: somatostatin
Exons: 2
Coding region: 69-419 (116 amino acids)
Biological process (GO): regulation of cell migration
Cellular component (GO): extracellular region
Molecular function (GO): hormone activity
Source: RefSeq, a predicted model, not a curated record